AUGGCCAAAAACACGAAAAAGGCGACUCGAAAGUUCAUCAAGAACCGUCUUCCGGGUGUUCUUGAAAAAAGAAAAGACGGCGCGAAGAUUAAACAGCGACAACAAGUGAAGGCCAAACGACAGGCGCGAAACGCAAAAGAUGCCGAAUUCUUGGGUGGAAAAGAUGGGGAAGAGGGUGCUAAGUCAAAGGAGCCUUCAAAGGAAGAUCCAUUUGGAAAGAUGAACGUGGAUGAUUUCUUUCAAGGUGGUUUUGAAAUUCCAGAAAGACCCGCGAAGAAAUCGAAAUCGAAAUCGCAAUCCUCGUCGAACGCAGAGAAGCUCGGCAAACGGAAACGAUCAGAACCAGAGGAUGACAACGAAGACGAUUCCUCCGAGGCGUCCUUUGGAGAAGCCCCUGUCUUGAGCGAUAGAGAUGCCGGAAGCGACGAGGAGGAUGCGACGGGCAUGAGUAAAGGAGCUAUGGAAGCAUUGGCACAGAACGACCCAGAAUUCUACAAGUAUCUCAAGGAGAAUGAUCCUGAGGCGUUGGACUUUGACGAAGAUGCAGAUUUGGCUGAGGUCGACGGUUUAAGCGCCAGCGACGAAGAAGAUGCACCGAAGAAGAAAAAGCAAAAGAAAUCAAAAAAGGCUGCUGUGGACGAAGCUGAUGGUUCUGAUGACGAAGAUCCUGACUCGGCUGAAGUGACCAAGGCUAUGGUAACAAAAUGGACUAAAGCCAUGACAGAGGAACACUCGAUGCGGGCGAUGCGACAAGUUGUGCUCGCAUUCAGAGCAGCAGCUCAUGUCAACGAGGACGAAGGGAAGGAAUACAAAUACACGAUAUCGGAUCCCAACGUCUACCACGAGCUACUUCUCUCCACUCUCAAAAAUGUACCAAUGGUUCUCAAUCACCAUCUGCCGGUUAAGGAGUCCACUGCUGGAAAAGUUCGAGUCUCAACGGAUUCGAAAAAGUUCAAGACACUCACGCCUCUUCUCAAGUCGCACACAUCAUCUGUCCAUCAUCUUCUGACAACCCUCUCAGACGAGGCAACUCUCAAACUCACCCUAUCCUCAAUAAUUCCUCUCUUACCAUACCUUCUCUCGUUUAAAAAGGUUCUUAAAAAUGUUGUCAAGACUGUGGUCAAUAUCUGGUCAGAUGCCGCAAGCUCGGAGGCAACAAAGAUUACUGCCUUUUUGGUGUUGCGAAGACUGGCGGUCAUUGGAGAUCCCGGACUUCGAGAGGCUGUUUUGAAGACCGUCUACCAAGGAUUGAUUAAAGGUAGUCGAACAACAUCUGUUCACACAAUCCAAGGAAUAAAUCUCAUGAAGAAUUCCGCGGCUGAGCUCUGGGGAAUAGAUCAGGAUGUGGGAUAUUCUACCGGAUUUACCUUUAUUCGCCAGUUGGCCAUACAUCUGAGAAGCAGCAUCACCAACAAUCAAAAGGAGAGUUACAAGACAGUAUACAACUGGCAAUACGUGCACUCAUUAGAUUUCUGGUCUUGUGUACUCUCAGAACAUUGCAGCCCUUUGAAAGAAGCAGAGACCGGGAAAGAAUCCCAGCUUCGGCUCCUGAUCUACCCCACCGUACAAGUCACACUUGGAGCUAUGCGGCUUAUUCCAACUGCAACUUACUUUCCUCUUCGCUUUCAAUUGAUCCGGUCACUUCUUCGGCUUUCUCGAGCGACCGGUACCUACAUUCCUCUAGCAUCUGCACUUCUCGAAGUUCUCAAUUCGGCAGAAAUGAAGAAACCCCCAAAACCGAGUACAGUCAAAAGUUUGGACUUUGCAUCUAACUACAAAGUACCAAAGUCGUAUCUUCGAACACGAGUAUACCAAGAUGGUGUUGCAGAACAGCUUGUUGAGUUAUUGUCAGAGUUCUUCGUGCUUUGGUCAACAAGUAUUGCAUUUCCCGAGUUUGCAUUACCUGUGGUGGUUAUGAUGAAACGAUGGCUGAAGGAGGCUAGUAACAAGAGUACGGGUAAUAAGAACAACAAGAUUAAUUCCAGCUUUCUAUUACUUAGUCAAAUGCUGGAAAGGAACGGCAAAUGGAUUGAAGAGAAACGGGCCAAGGUUGAUUUUGCGCCAAACAAUCGUGCAGGGGUUGAGGGGUUCUUGAAAGGAUUUGAAUGGGAAAAAAUUCCCCUAGGUGCAUUUGUCGUCGGACAGAGAAAGCAGAGAGAAGAAAAGGCGAAAAUGUUGGAGGAGAGCCGAAGAGAAGAGGAUAGGAAACGACAGGAGGAUAGGGAGAAGGAAAAGGCCGCACCUGAAAGUGAUGAUGAAAGUAUGGAGGAUGUAGAUGAAGAUGAAGAUGACGACUCAGAGGCAGGAUUUGAUGAGGAUGAUGAGUGA
This is a messenger RNA of Hymenoscyphus albidus, 2328 nucleotides long. NCBI's taxonomy places the organism in Eukaryota, Fungi, Ascomycota, Leotiomycetes, Helotiales, Helotiaceae. The record is from the annotation of a GenBank genome assembly.